Molecule: messenger RNA, 1350 nt
Organism: Sus scrofa (pig)
Lineage: Eukaryota; Metazoa; Chordata; Mammalia; Artiodactyla; Suidae
Gene: CITED4
Product: Cbp/p300 interacting transactivator with ED-rich tail 4
Biological process (GO): regulation of DNA-templated transcription
Cellular component (GO): nucleus
Molecular function (GO): transcription coactivator activity
Source: RefSeq, a predicted model, not a curated record
CGCGGAGGUCGCGGGCGCGUCGCUGAGCUCUCGCUGCCGGACCUGGUGGCUGAGCAGGGUCGUUCUCGCCUUGAGCUGGGGCGCACGGGAGCUCUGAGUUCGUGCGUCCUGGGCUGCGCAGAAGCACAGGUCGGGUUCGGAUUUCCUUUGCCCAGCUAGGGUGCAGAGAGGGCACGGCGCCCGGAUCCCUCGGCGCAGAGGAACCGCUGGUCCGGGCCGGGGGACGCCCGCGCUGACCCCUGGUCCGCAGCCGCCAGCAGCCGGCCGGCCGUCAUGGCAGACCACCUGCUGCUCGCCGAGGGCUACCGCCUGGUGCCCAGGCCACCGCCUCCCGCGCCGGCCCAAGGCCCUCACGUGCUCCGGACGCUGCAGCCGUACUCGGGCCCCGGCCUGGACAGCGGGUUGCGGCCGCGGGGGACUCCGCUGGGCCCGCCGCCGCCGCCCCCACCCGGGGCUCUGACGUACGGGGCCUUGGGCCCGCCGCCAACCUUCCAGUCCUUUCCGGCUGUGCCGCCGCCGCCGGCCGCCAGCGGCGCGCACCUGCAGCCCGUGGCGACGCUGUACCCAAGUCGCGCGACCGCGCCCCCCGGCGCCCCGGGGCCCCCGGGCCCACAGCCGGCGCCCGGAGCCCCAGCUCCGCCACCGCCGCCACCCGCGCACGCUCUGGGCUGCAUGGACGCCGAACUCAUCGACGAGGAGGCGCUGACGUCGCUGGAGCUGGAGCUCGGGCUGCACCGCGUGCGCGAGCUGCCCGAGCUCUUCCUGGGCCAGAGCGAGUUCGACUGCUUCUCGGACUUGGGUUCGGCGCCGCCCGCUGGCUCGGUGAGCUGCUAAGCGACGCCUGCCCGGCGUGGCCGAGAGAAGGGGGCCGGCCCCGCCGGACUCGGCACCCAGCGCCGGGGCCCCGGCACGCACCUUCCGUGAGGGUGAGGCAGCGGUUCGCGCACCGAGCCGACGCCGGGCCGGGACGCCGGGCCUCACUGCAGGCCCUGCUUGCUGCAGGAUGACAGUUUGGGUUCAUCUCUCUGACCCGGAGCCACAGGGCUAAAGCGAAGGGGUCUGGACGCCCCUUGCAGCCUCCCAGCUCUUGGAUUCUGUAUGCUCUCCUCUCGGAUCCUCCAACCCAGCUCCCCAAUCUGAGCCAUUCCAGGCCUCUGCCUGAUUCCCCCUCUCCUCGCGCAGCCCACGGUGUUCACUGGGUCCCGGGAGCCGCCCACCCGCCUGGCCCCGCCCUGGCGGCCUGGGUCCUGAGGUCGUUCGUUGGGCCUCCCGCUCUGGGGAGGGGCAGGUUGUGCAGCCCUCACCCCUGCAAGUGGCCUCCAACACCAAAUAAAACUGGGUCACUUUCCA